AUGGUUGUGAAACGCAAGCGUGAGACCACAGUGGUCUCUAAGCCAAAGGCUAAAGAAGACUCACCACCCGCCGUGGACAAUGCGCAGGACGUAUUCCGCAAACUAUUCGAGGCGCAAUUCGAGCCUCUUGAUUUGCCAGCGCCUACCGCCAAAGCUGCCAAACCCUCAAAUUCCGACGAAGAUGAAGAGGACGAUGAUUCUGAUGAUUCGGGUUCAGAAGGCGAUUGGGAUGGAAUGUCCGACAUCAGCGACGAGAGCAACCAAGUGGAGGUAGUCGAGCAUACCGACGCACGCGCUGCUCCAGCGGACAGAAUGGACAAGAAGGCCUGGAAGGCAUUCAUGAGCGGUAAAGUCGUGUCUUCCUUGGACAAACCCACUACCAAGCCAGAGCCCUCAUCCAAGAAGGAAGAGGAGGAAGACUCGCACGAUAUGAUGAACUUGAAGCACGAUCUUUCUCUGCAGCGCCUGCUCACGGAAUCACACCUCCUCGACUCUGCCGACGAUCUAGCGCCAACCGGAAAGAACCGCCUCAAGGCCUUGGAUCUGCGCAUGCAAUCCCUCGGGGCCAAAGAUUCGCUCUAUGCGCAAAACAAGAUGCCAACUGCGCACCGACGAGGAAUCAAGGCCAAGGCCGCUACAAAGGAGGACAAGCGUCGCCGUGAGGCCAAGGAGAACGGCAUCAUUCUCGAGAAGCCUAGCAAGGUGACCAAAUCGAGCAAUAAUGGACGAAGGGAGCGUGGUGUCAACGGAGCAUCGGUUGGCAAGUUCUCGGGCGGCACUCUGAACCUCAACAAGCAAGAUAUCGAGCGUGUUCAAUCCUCCGGGCGUCGCAUGGCCGGCGGGAGAGGCAAGGGCAAGCCCAAGUCGAGAGGUGGCAAGCGUUAA
Messenger RNA from Penicillium olsonii, 885 nucleotides. The record is from the annotation of a GenBank genome assembly. NCBI's taxonomy places the organism in Eukaryota, Fungi, Ascomycota, Eurotiomycetes, Eurotiales, Aspergillaceae.